CGCCGUUGGUUUAGUUCAAAAGUAGCUUUCGAUGCUGCUGGUUUAGUUCGUGAAUUUAACGUAUGAUAACGGCGAAACGAUCAUCAGCUGUUAAUUCUCCAGUACAUGUAGGUAUAGGUUUGAGUGUUGCAAUGAAACGAUGUUAAGUUUAAUGUUAACGGUGAUGUUCGUGUAUGGCCAUAUGCAGUGAGAGUGCAACUGCACCGUAAUGUACGUUGUUGCGCGCGGUGCAACUAGACACGUAAGAAGUGUAUUUUACAAUCAUCUAAUACAACCUUCAAAUAGGCGUUUGUGAUUAAACGUUGUUUACGUUUGAUUCUGGGCAGCCUGCAGUGCUUUAAUUGCAUUUCGGUAGGCACGCUGAAUUCCCGUAUUGGUUGUGUUUCAUUUAGGUUUCUGGUAACAAUUCAAGUUCUUGUACCAAAUCGUACUAGGUGCUUCAGGAUAGCACGAGAAACAACAUGGAUGAACUUUUGCGGUAUUCAAGCCACCCGAUCGUGUGGAGCCAACUCACCCUCAAUGGUGGAGUAUCGCGUUUAAUUGAGUCAUAAAGUAGAACAAAUUAAACGGUUGACCAGUGUACCUAUCCAGGCUGUUGGUCAAGAGGAAAUUUAAAGGUCAAUUCCACUAAUAGAAUAAGUGACUGCUCUUAAUUAGUGUCUCCGCGAGAACAGGAAUGAAGCGUCGUUGGGAAAUAGUCCUGUAGCCGAUCAUCGUAAGGUCUAUAAAAGAAAUUGGCAACAUAUUGUACUGGAACUGUGCAGAAGUGUGAGUUCAAAAGUGAUUAAGAAAGUGAUCCGCACAUGAAAUAUUCCUUGAAUGUUUAAAAAAAGUCUAAAAAAUACAUCGAUUCAAGCAUCUCUACAUCAUCGUGUUGAAACAAAAACAUGAGGUGGGAAUCUUCAAGAUUCAGUUUGACUUCGAGCAGGUUUAUGAUGAUUGCGCUGGCUGCUCGUGUUGUGAAUUGUUUGGCAGUCAAUUUAAGAGCUGGGUGAGAGAUUAUUCAUUUCGACUAACAAUCGAUAGAAGAGCUAAUUGUGAAAAUAGAACCAAAGUUGUUCGUUCCCAACCGCAGAGUUGUAAAGUGAAAGAAGGAAACGAUUAUUUUUUCGGUGGUGGCCCGUUGUUGCUGUUGUAGUAAUUAUUACUCUCGGAAAUAAAGCAAAUGCGGUGAUUGAACUGAUGAGUGUCUGUUGAAGCUAUCUUCCGAAGCUGAAUAGUGAUAACUCAGUUGCGUUAACUUCUAAUGUUAGUCAAUUAUCGGUAACCGAGAAGAAAACCAGUGCGUUGUUUCCGCAACGAUAUCCAGUGCAACGUUUAACGCCAACGAUGAGCCUUUUCCUGUGGACUGCUACGUUAUACUGUCAGCUCAUGAUGCUGGCCGGAACCAGUACUUUCGGGAAUAAUCAUAAUACGUCGCAUACAAAAGGAGCUGUUGAGUGGACUCUUGGUAACCAGACGCGGAAGUUGAGGCCCCAUCUGGAUGACUGUUCCACUUUGGACCCAGCCUGUGUUCGGUGCAAUGAACAUGGUUGCGUCAAGUGCACCGACCUGCUUAGAAUCGACACCCGCGAGUGCGUCGGUGAUUGCCCCGCUGGAUACGUUGCGCAGUGGUCUACAGCGUCGGAGUUUAUGGGACGCGUCUGCUAUCCGGUGGGCUUUUCCGGUUCUUUCCUGGCCGCCGUAGUGGGAAUAGCUGCUGGAGCUGUACUCUGCAUUGUGCUGAUCAUAGCAGCGAUGGCCGUCAUUCGACGGAAGCAGAGACGAAAAAAAUAUCGAGAAACGUUCAUCGAUGAGAACAUCGAUCGGAUUGAGUUUUUGAAACAGCUAGACGAACUGCGGCCCCAAGCGGAGUGUUUCCUGCAAAUGCUGAAUGACACGAGACGUCAGAUACGCAAGCUUCAUCUGGCGGGCGAUAGUUCCGGGGCGGCAAACUAUCAUCCUGUGGUGCGUGAUUUGGCGAAGAUUUUAAUUCUACUAAAUAAACCUGUUGAACUGAUAAGUUCUCCACCACACGACUGGCAUCGGCUGUAUGUUUGGGCUGAGAAAGUACUGGACCGUUACAAGCCAGAACUAACUCAGUUGAUCGAGUUUCUUCAACAGCCCUCAAUUCCGUCUUCAGCCUCAGACCCUAGGCUGGGCACCAGUGAACAUUCCACGUUCAAGUCCAGGUUCGGCGACAGUCUAGCUAGCGCCAACGAAUGUGACACAUCGCCAAAUUUGAGCGUCAAGAAUCAGCGAAACUUGCUGCAACCUGAAUCAGCCAGCAGUCAGCUUCGACAGCCAAAUAAUUUUCUUGGUUCACUCAUUAGUCUUCAUGAAUUCGACGAACGAUCGCCUUCCUCGCACACCGCUGGUACCGGUAACGGUAGUAACUUCUUCGGUGAAACUUUCGAUCAUGUGCGGAGUUAUCUUUCGACAUCGGGUAUUAAUGAUAGCUCGCUGUGGCUGCAGGACGAAUUCUUCAAGCUUGGCUUUCGACCGCAGGACGAAAUUACGACGGAACUGUAGUGGCAGCGAGUACGCUCCGUUCUAGCUCUGUGAAAGACGAGCAGUGAUUUAUAGCGCGAGAAAAAAUCGAUACAAUCACCAAACUAGUCAGAAUUAAAGAUAUACGAAUAUAAAUUAUGUAUGUAUAUAUAUUGGAAUAAGAUUUUCUAGUAUUGUUUUUCGAGAAGUCACACUCGAAAAACACGUAUCAGGGAUCAGGGCAGUGGCUCGAGCGGCGUGUUCACCAUGAUACAUAAAAGAUUUGCGUCUUGACGUCCUCUUCAUUACAUCAUUUGCCUGAUGGAAAAGGUGAGAUCAGGAAGAAUAAGAAUAUAGCAUAGCAGCAGGUUUAACAUAUAUUAUAAACAGAAUACGAGUUUUCGUUGAAAGCGAUGUUUACUAUAGAAUGAAUAAGUGAAACCAGAUUAUUCUGGGAUUAUCGAGAAAUAAUAAUAUAAACAAACGUAAUCGA
This is a messenger RNA of Wyeomyia smithii (pitcher-plant mosquito), 2962 nucleotides long. RefSeq lists its product as uncharacterized. Lineage: Eukaryota; Metazoa; Arthropoda; Insecta; Diptera; Culicidae. The record is from RefSeq and is a predicted model, not a curated record. The coding region runs from base 1330 to 2511 and encodes 393 amino acids. The transcript is spliced from 3 exons.